Messenger RNA from Geodia barretti, 906 nucleotides. The record is from the annotation of a GenBank genome assembly. Lineage: Eukaryota; Metazoa; Porifera; Demospongiae; Tetractinellida; Geodiidae.
AUGCUGGCCCAUGUCGGCGGCGGCACGGCGUCGGGCGGCCGGCUCACGCUGCUGGACAUCCGUGACGGAACCCAGAAAACGCAACUUCAACUGAGUCGGGAUCGGCCCAGCUCGUGCUGCGCGGACAUCGAGGGGCCGGGGCUGGACGUGCUCAAGACCGUCUCCGGCAGCGCCUUCUUCAGCUUCUCACGCGACGGGCGCCGCGUCGCCGUCAUGGAAUCGCCGACUCCGCAGCUCUCGGCCGACGGGACGCUGCGCGUCCUGCUGACACCCGUCGGUGAUCCCUUCUUCUGGGCUCCCAACAGCCGGCAAAUCGCCUACCUGAUACUGGUGAGCCCGGCGGAGCUGCAGCAACUGCUGGUUGAGCCGGUGUUUGCCGCCGAUCCGGAGCAGCUCUACGUGCACCUGCAGGUGAUGGACGUCCGCUCCGGGGACUCCUGGAACGUGCACAUUCACGAUCACCGAGGGAGCCAUAAUCAACAUGCAAGUUUCGAUCAGUACAACCGCUCCGGGAGCAUCUGGUCGCCGGACGGCAACUGGCUGGUCUUUUCCGCGGUAGCCCGCGGCGGCUUCCCGGGCAUCUACCUGGAUCGGCGUCCGGAAACCUCAAGCCGCGCUUCGUCACCCGCGGCGACCUGGGAGCCUGGUCGAUCCGAUGAAUGGAGGCUCCGACGGGUCCCGUACGCCCACCCGUUGACCACCCCGCUAGUCGGUGCUAUUCGUUGUGCCCAACCCGAGACCGGGCGGCGGUGGCUCGGGCAGACCGGGCGUCGGGUCGGGCCCGCGUCCAGCCUGACCGCUCUGGUACGGGUCAUUUGUUCGUGGAUGCGUCAUGACCGUUCGGUCCAUGCCCGGUACCGUUGUGGCCGUUCGGGCCGAGGAUCUCCAGCACCUCCCCGGUAUUGA